AUGGUGGAGAAGAAAAUAGCAGUGCGAUCCCAGGACCCAGGCCAGCGGCGCGUUUUGGACUGCGCUACGCGCCAGCGACGCUUAACCAGACAGCUAGAGGCACUUGAAAAGGACAAUUUCCAGGAUGAUCCUCAUGCCAGCCUACCCCAGCUGGCCAAGAGGCUCCCUCAGUUUGAUGACAGCAAUGAGUCUGGCAAGAAGAGGAAGAAGACAAGAGGAGAUCAUUUCAAAUUGAGAUUUCGGAAGAACUUCCAGGCUCUACUGGAGGAAGAGGAACUAAGUGGGAAUGAGGGACCUAACUACCUGACUGCUUGUGCCGAGCCCUCCAAACUGCCGCAGCGCCACUUCUGUGCUGUGUGUGGCUUCCCGUCUCCCUACACCUGCAUUUCCUGUGGGGCACGCUACUGCUGUGUCCGCUGCCUGGGCACACAUCAUGAAACCAGGUGUCUGAAGUGGACUGUGUGAUGCUCUCAGUUGGUACGUGUGAAUGGCUGCCUCAUUUUAUUGCUUGAUCAUAUGUCGUCCUGUCAUCAACUGAAGGACAGGUUUCUUUUUUGUGCAGCAUCAGAGUAUCUGAAUGAGCUGUAUGACUCCCGUCCAGUCAGUCUGUGUGAGCUAUAUGACUCUCAUCCUGUCCAUCUGAAUGAGCUGUAUGACUCCCGUCCAGUCAGUCUGUGUGAGCUAUAUGACUCCCGUCCAGUCAGCCUGUAUGAGCUAUAUGACUCCCAUCCUGUCCAUCUGAAUGAGCUGUAUGACUCCCGUCCAGUCAGUCUGUGUGAGCUAUAUGACUCUCAUCCAGUGAGUCUUAAUGAGUUGUUUGACUCCCAGUCAGUCUGAAUGAGCAAUAUGACUCCCGUCCAGUCAGUCUGUGUGAGCUAUAUGACUCCCAUCCUGUCCAUCUGAAUGAGCUGUAUGACUCCCGUCCAGUCAGUCUGUGUGAGCUAUAUGACUCCCGUCCAGUCAGCCUGUAUGAGCUAUAUGACUCCCAUCCUGUCCAUCUGAAUGAGCUGUAUGACUCCCGUCCAGUCAGUCUGUGUGAGCUAUAUGACUCCCGUCCAGUCAGCCUGUAUGAGCUAUAUGACUCCCAUCCUGUCCAUCUGAAUGAGCUGUAUGACUCCCGUCCAGUCAGUCUGUGUGAGCUAUAUGACUCUCAUCCAGUGAGUCUUAAUGAGUUGUUUGACUCCCAGUCAGUCUGAAUGAGCAAUAUGACUCCCGUCCAGUCAGUCUGAAUGAGCUGUAUGACUCCCAUGCUGUCUGUCUGAAUGAGCUGUAUGACUCCCGUCCAGUCAGUCUGAAUGAGCUGUAUGACUCCCGUCCAGUCAGUCUGAAUGAUCUGUAUGACUCCCAUCCUGUCCAUCUGAUUGAGCUGUAUGACUCCCGUCCAGUCAGCCUGUAUGAGCUAUAUGACUCUCAUCCAGUGAGUCUGAAUGAGUUGUUUGACUCCCAGUCAGUCUGAAUGAGCAAUAUGACUCCCGUCCAGUCAGUCUGAAUGAGCUGUAUGACUCCCAUCCUGUCUGUCUGAAUGAGCUGUAUGACUCCCAUCCUGUCUGUCUGAAUGAGCUGUAUGACUCCCGUCCAGUCAGUCUGAAUGAGCUGUAUGACUCCCAUCCUGUCUGUCUGAAUGAGCUGUAUGACUCCCAUCCUGUCUGUCUGAAUGAGCUGUAUGACUCCCGUCCAGUCAGUCUGAAUGAGCUGUAUGACUCCCAUCCUGUCUGUCUGAAUGAGCUGUAUGACUCCCAUCCUGUCCGUCUGAUUGAGCUGUAUGACUCCCGUCCAGUCCGUCUGAAUGAACUAUAUCACUCUCGUCCAGUAUGUCUGAAUGAGCCAUAUGACACCCAUCCAGUCAGUCUGAAUGAGCUGUAUGACUCCCUUCCAUAGCACCAGACAGUGGCUGAAUGGGGACAGUGCUGUUGCUAUCGCAACAGGCAUGUGGUGAUCUAAUGGGAGCCCCUGCAUGAGAUAGCGAUAACUCAGAAAGUGAAUGGUGUUCACUCCAUAGUGUGAGUCUGUGCUUUAGCCUAGGCCUGAAUUUGACAAUCAUAUACUGAACAAAAAUCAAAACGCAACAUGCAACAAUUUCAACCAUUUUACUGAGUUAAAGUUCAUAAAAGGAAAUCAGUCAAUUGAAAUCAGGUAAUUAGGCCCUAAUCUAUGGAUUUUACAUAACUGUGCAGGGCACAGCCAUCGGUGAGCCUGGGAGGACGUAGGCCCACCCACUUGGGAGCCAGGCCCUGCCAAUCAGAAUGAGUUUUUCCUCACAAAAUGACAUUAUUACAGACAGAAAUACUCCUCAGUUUCAUCAGCUGUCCGGGUGGCUGGUCUCAGAUGAUCCUGCAGUUGAAGAAGCCGGAUGUGGAGGUCCUGGACUGGCGUGGUUACACGCGGUCUGCGGUUUUGUGGCCGGUUGGACGUACUGCCAAAUUCUCUAAAAUGACAUUGGAGGCGGCUUAUAGUAGUGAAAUUAACAUUCAGUUCUCUGGCAACAGCUCUGGUGGACAUUCCUGCAGUCAGCAUGCCAAUUGCAUGCUCCCUCAAAAUUUGUGGCAUUGUGUUGUGUUUUAUAGAGUGGCCUUUUAUUGUCCCCAGCACAAAGUGCACCUAUGUAGUGAUCAUGCUGUUUAAUCAGCUUCUUGAUAUGCCACAUCUGUCAGGUGGGUGGAUUAUCUUGGCAAAGGAGAAAUGCUCACUAACAGGCAUGUAAACACAUUUGUGCACAAAAUUAGAGCAAAAUAUUAUUAAUGUGCGUAUGGCAAGUUUCUGGGAUAUUUUAUUUCAGCUCAUGAAACAUCAGACCAACACUUUACAUGUUUGCGUUUAUAUUUCUGUUCAGUAUAGAUUCAAAUCUGGAUUUUAUUAACAGGGCACUUUUGACGCCUCAGUACAAUUUUUUGAUUUAUCAACAACAACAAAAAAUACCUUGUAUGAGUGAUAUUUGUCUAAAAGCAAAAAAAGGACACUAAUUAUUAAAACCUUAAACCAGCA
Messenger RNA from Oncorhynchus nerka (sockeye salmon), 2982 nucleotides. It is a transcript of the gene znhit1, whose product is annotated as zinc finger, HIT-type containing 1. Lineage: Eukaryota; Metazoa; Chordata; Actinopteri; Salmoniformes; Salmonidae. Gene Ontology annotation, molecular function: nucleosome binding. Bases 1 to 465 code for a protein of 154 amino acids. Gene Ontology annotation, cellular component: Swr1 complex. Gene Ontology annotation, biological process: chromatin remodeling. The transcript is spliced from 5 exons. The record is from RefSeq and is a predicted model, not a curated record.